Messenger RNA from Ceutorhynchus assimilis (cabbage seed weevil), 910 nucleotides. NCBI's taxonomy places the organism in Eukaryota, Metazoa, Arthropoda, Insecta, Coleoptera, Curculionidae. The record is from the annotation of a GenBank genome assembly.
GGCACAUGCAUAGAUAUUCAUUUGAUAGCUACUCGAUUUGUUUCUUAUAUUUUAUGAAGAGUGGUGCUUCCUACUAUGUGAAGAUGAAAAAAGUAUCGUCUUUAUUUGUAUUUGUGUCGCUUUUAGUAGUGAUUGCGAAUGUUGACUCUGGUUUAUUAGCUACCAGAUAUCAAAUAGAUAAUAGGCCAGAUUGCAUCUGGAUAUGGUACCCUCGUUAUCCUAGCUACCUACCAAGAAGAACUACUACAACAGUUGCACCAACUACAACACCUCCAGCCGCAGCUACAGAAACUACUGAGACUACACCAGCCCCAGGAAAUGAAGAUGAAGCACCUGCAGACGCCGUAGGUGAAGCAACCGAAGCUUCACCUAGUGAUAUUGAAGAGGUUACAGUUGUUGAAGAUAGUAGCGAUGUAAAAUAGUUUGUAUAGUUUCAAAAAAUAGUCUCAUCUUCACACAAACUCAAGUAAGUAGGUAUCUAUUAAUUCGAUACCUUGAACGCUGCACGUACAUACCAAAUAAUUGUUCCAAAAUAACCAUUAUCUUCUCAAAACAUCCAGGUUUUUUAUAACAGACAAUCUAUGCAAAAACUGAAAAAUUAAUACCAAUACACAAAUUUAUUAAUUCGGUAUUUAUUUAAUUAACUACAUAACAAUAAAAGCUGUUAUUUGCAACAUUGUAUUGUAAAACACGCGUCUUUUUUUAUUUGUGUUAUCCACUAUUUCCAGCUCCUCCGCCAGCACCUGCCUGGCCUCCUGCUCCAGCAUUCGCUCCCCCUCCCGCAUUGAAACCGAAUCCAAAACCACCUUGAGCUCCAGCACUUCCGCCUAAACCACCGCUUCCACCUCCACUGCCGCCCGCAUUCGGCAGACCCGGCAAGUUCAUUUGGGCACUAGUCUUGUGGCUAACC